Messenger RNA from Aphidius gifuensis, 2907 nucleotides. RefSeq names its product activin receptor type-2B (gene put). The coding region runs from base 778 to 2367 and encodes 529 amino acids. The transcript has 4 exons. The record is from RefSeq and is a predicted model, not a curated record. NCBI's taxonomy places the organism in Eukaryota, Metazoa, Arthropoda, Insecta, Hymenoptera, Braconidae. Gene Ontology annotation, molecular function: metal ion binding; activin binding; ATP binding. Gene Ontology annotation, biological process: protein phosphorylation; cellular response to growth factor stimulus; activin receptor signaling pathway. Gene Ontology annotation, cellular component: plasma membrane; activin receptor complex.
UAUCUACACACAAAUACAUAGAUAAAAAAAUAUAAUACCCUGCUGAUGCUGUGUGCUGAUAAAAAAUAAUAUUUCUACAAAUUUCAUCUGAUUUUUACUAUUAUUAAAAAAGCCAAACUAAAAAAAAAACCACAAAAUUAUAUUUCUAAAUAAAUCCACUAAUUAUCAACAACAAUAAACAUCAAUAAAUCAGUUAAAAAGUGUUUUUAAUUAAAAAAUUAUUUGUGAAUAUAAAAUCGUGUUGUGAUUUACAUUUUUUUUUUUGGAGUAAAGACAGAUAAAUAUAGCUAUGACAGAAAAAAAAACUAAAAUAAAAAAAAUCAUUUUCAUUAUAAAUAGAUAUUUUUAAUAAUAACAAUAAUCAAAAAUAAAUAAGCAAGUGCAAAAAACAAGAAAUAUUUUUGUCAACUUAAAUACCUAAAAAUUAAAUAAUAAUAAUAACAACAAUAAUAAUAAUAACAAUUAAAAAAUGAUAAUGGAAAUUCGAUUCGACUCAGAUGAAUUUUCUCUGUAAAAUUAUUUGUGUUUUUAAUUUUCCAUCUAAUUUUAAUUUGUUGUUAAAAAAAAAUAUAAAAUAAAUUUCAUUAAAAUCAUGAAGUAAAUGUAAACCUGGUAACAAAUUAAAGACAAUAAUAAUAAUAUUAAUAUUUUUGAUUAAAUUAUUGAAGAAGUGAAAAAUAAAAAAAUAAAAAAGUUAAAUAAGACAUGUGUCGGUGGAUGAAUAACUUGAACAAUUUGCUUAAUAGCUAAUAGGCUGAAAAAUUUGAUGUGAUCAGUAUGAUUAUUAUCAAAAUGAAUACAUUCAAUAAAUUAUCAUUGCUUCUUCUUGGAUUUAUCAUUGGAUCAUUGGUAAAAUAUGGAGCUGGUCAUGAUGUAAAAGGUUCAACAUCUUGUGAAUUUUACAACGACACAAAAUGUGCUGAAUCACAAGAAGGAUGUUCAAAACGUGAAACAUGUCAAUCACCAGAUCCAGGAAAACGUAAUCAUUGUUAUGUUCUUUGGACAUAUAACAAUGCAACAAAUACAUCAACAAUAAAAUUAAAAGGUUGCUGGUUAGACAACAAAGAAUGUUAUGAUAAACCACGUUGUGUUGAACAAAAUGCAAAACGUAAAGCACAGCUAUUUUAUUGUUGUUGUGAUACAAAUAUGUGUAAUCAAAAUUUUACAUGGGAUCCACAGCCAACAGUGCCACCGACCCGUGAUAAUCAACAAAAACCAAUUCAAAAUAAUGAACAACAAUUAAUAACAUGGAUAUUAUCAAUUGGUGUAUUAUUAUUAUUUAUAAUAAUAUUAAUUGGUUUAUUAUGGUUUUAUAAAAAACGUAAACUUGGUUAUUUUAAUGAAAUACCAACAUUAGAACCAAUACCAUUACCACAACCAUCACCAAAUUUAGGAUUACGUCCAAUUCAAUUACUUGAAAUAAAAGCACGUGGACGUUUUGGUGCUGUAUGGAAAGCACAAUAUAAAAAUGAUAUUGUUGCUGUUAAAGUAUUUCCAAUGCAAGAUAAACAAUCAUGGCAAACUGAACAAGAAAUAUUUAAAUUAUCACAUAUGAAUCAUGAUGAUAUAUUAAAUUUCAUUGGUGUUGAAAAACGUGGUGAUAAUUUACAAGCUGAAUUUUGGUUGAUAACAGCAUAUCAUGAUAAAGGAUCAUUGUGUGAUUAUUUAAAAGCAAAUACAGUAACAUGGAUUGAUAUGUGUAGAAUAUCAGAAUCAAUGGCAAGAGGUUUAAUGCAUUUACAUGAAGAAAUAUCACCAAAUAAAAAUGAUGGUUAUAAGCCAGCAGUUGCACAUCGUGAUUUUAAAUCUAAAAAUGUAUUAAUUAAAUCAGAUAUGAGUGCAUGUAUUGCUGAUUUUGGUCUUGCACUUAUAUUUCAACCUGGUAAACCAUGUGGUGAUACACAUGGACAAGUUGGUACAAGAAGAUACAUGGCACCAGAAGUAUUAGAGGGUGCUAUUAAUUUUACAAGAGAUUCAUUUUUACGUAUUGAUAUGUAUGCAUGUGGUCUUGUAUUAUGGGAGCUAGUAUCAAGAUGUACAUUUGGUGAUUUUAUUGUUGGAGAUUAUAGAUUACCAUUUGAGGAAGAAGUUGGUUUACAUCCGACACUUGAAGAUAUGCAAGAAAGUGUUGUACAUAAAAAAGAAAGACCACAUAUACCAGAAAUAUGGAAAUCACAACCGCUGUUGUUAUCAAUUUGUGAUACAAUGGAAGAAUGCUGGGAUCAUGAUGCUGAGGCUAGACUAUCAGCAUCUUGUGUUAUGGAACGUAUUGCAACUUUGAGAAGUCUCGUUAUAAAUUCAUCGACAUUAAUCAAAGUUGAUAAUACAAAUGAGUCUAUCAAUAAUACCAAGGAAUCUAGUAUGUAAUUGACUAAAAUUUAUUUUUUCUUUUCUUUUUCUAAUUUAAUUUUUAUUUAUAUAUAAUAUACAUUUAUUAUAUGAAAAAAAUUUACAUGGAUUAUAGAAGAAAAAAAGGUUUUAAUGAUUUUUUAAAUUUAUUUCAAACAGUCAAGCUUGAUCAUCAGGUAGUUGCUCAAUUUAUCAUGAUGAAAAAAUCUUGUUAAAGUUUUUUUUAAUUAAUUUAGAAAACAUUAACAAAGUUGUUAUAAUUUCUAUUUUUUUUUUUUACUUUUAGUCACAGUUUAUAUUUUAAUUUAUUGUGUUCAUUUGACGAUUUUUUUUCUUGAUUAAUUUUAAUAGAUAAAUUAAUAAUAAUUAUCUGAAAAAUUACCUUGGAUAAAAAUAAAAAAAAAAAGAAAACAAUGUACCUGGUAGACACUGAAUCGUGUUAUAGCCACCUGGAAUUUAGUAGAAGAAAAAAAAAAAAAUACUUAUAAUGCAAGUAGCAAGAUUUUAAAUUGAAUUUUAAUUUAUUAUUAUUUAUAAAAAUGAAAUCAUUUCAACUAA